AUGAAGGCAUCAUCAUCAUCGUCCAGCUUGUCCUCGACCGAGACGAAGAAACCGAUCCACCUCGUCAUUCUCAUCCAUGGCCUCUUUGGUUCGCCCGCCAAUGUAGCGACGGUAGCGGAGGAGCUGCACUACGUGCAUGGGUCUGGCGGAUCCACAUCAGCGACAGGGAUCGCGGGAGAGUCAGGAUCGGACAGGGAAGACGGGGAGGAUGGAGACGAGGUGGAGGAAGAAAGGGAACGGAACGGAGGGAGGCGGUAUCGCAAACCCUCCGCCUCCAACUCCCCCUCGCCCCAUCGUCUGCCCUCGGCCCGAGCAGCGCAGAAAAGGAAGAAGGCACAGAGGGAACGGGAGAGAGGCAAGGAUAGGAAGGACGAGCUGGUAGUGUAUAGCUGUAACAGCUUUGGGUUUGGACAUACCUGGGACGGAGUGGAUAUCAAUGCCCAACGAGCGGCGAAGGAGGUGGAUCAGGAAGUGAGGAGACUAGAGGAAGGCGAAGGCAGGAGAGUGGGGUCAAUCAGCUUCAUGGGAUACUCGCUUGGCGGACUGAUAGCCCGAUACCUCAUCGGCGUCCUCUACUCUCGCUCUCCAGACUUCUUUGAGCGACACAAACCCGCUGCCUUCGUGACGAUUGCGACUCCCCACAUCGGGACACUACGCUAUGGAACGACGACCAACAAGAUCAUCCAUACCAUCGGGAGACGCCUCUUUUCGAGGUCAGGGAGACAGCUGUAUUGCGACGAUCGGGACGAACAGGGAAGGUGUCUGCUGGAAGUUAUGGCCGAUCCAGAUGGGAUCUUCAUACAUGCACUACAAGGCUUCAACAAGGUCUUGAUCGUAGCCAAUGGCUGCCACGACCUCACCGUCCCCUUCCCCACAGCUUCUAUAUCCCUCUCGGACCCAUUCCAAGACUACGCAGCCGGUGCCUCCCCACUCCAUCUAGAAGUGGACGAACGGAACAUCGUCACGUCGUAUCGCCAGAUCUCAUAUUCAGAGCAUGAGGAGGGGCCGGGUCAUAUCGCACAUACGAAGGAGGACGAUGGAGAUAUCACGGUCACCGUGGCGACGACGAGGAGGUCCGGCGGGGAGGACGAGAAGAAGCAGGUCAAAUUACCGCCUAGACCGGCUUUGCCGCCCUUCCUCUACUUCAGGUGGCCGUUCACAUACGCCAUCUUCUUCAUCUUGCCAUUCUUGAUCCCACUCUGGAUAUGCUUAAUAAUCGGCUUUACCACUCUGCAAUCGUACCGGUCGGCGAAGCGGCAUAGGCUUCUAGGCUCGAAAGGGGAACAUCAGCCCCUCCUCGCCUCUCUCAUCCCCGCUACAAGACCCAAAUCCCGCCCGAUUUCCCGCCGAAGUACCCCCGAAUACUCCUCCGGCACUUCUACACCCCCCUUUGAACUUCUGUCCCCCAGCACGAUGAAGAUCCCGCUCUACCUCACUGAUCGACAAGAACGGAUGGUACGGAGUCUGAACGGGGCAUUACCGCAUAUGGAGCGGAUUGUGGCUUGGUUCCCGUCGGCUUUUAAUGCGCAUGCCGUGGUCAUCAUGAGGGACUACAAAAAGUUUCCGUCACAGGAGGUGGCGAGGGGAGUUUUGAGGGAAGUAGCGGGGUCAAAUGGGGGGCUGCCUCUGCCGCCCAUGGAGUUGCGGCAUCAGGUGUACCGCAUGCUCGGUGAGCACGAUUCUGAAGGCACCUUGCCAUCUCGCGAGAACGGUCGGACCACUAUCUCGCCCUCAGCAGAUUGGAAGGGCCAGACGGACACAGGCGGUGACGAGCACUCUCACAAGCUUCGUAUGCUAUUCAGAACGGCAGCGCAGGAGAAUUUCCGCCUUACAAGCAGGGACUGUGUGGGCGUAUCGGACAAGGUAGAGCAGCUGACUUGGGAUGCUUGCUCUCCAGACACGGUGGCAAACAACACUGUACUGAUCGUCGGGGCAGGCUCAGGGUUGUGCACACAAGCGGAAAGUGGAAGCUCACUGGCGCUGUUCAACGUUGAUGACUACGGUGAAGCGUUCAUCCGCGAGUCGCUGCGGAACAAUCUCGGUCGUCGAGAUGUAUACAUCAUUCCCCACGUCGCCUUUCCGUCCUCGGUGACCGAAGGCAGUGUCUUCCGCGGGCAACACGUCCUCGUUGACUUGCUCGCCAAUGCUGUCGCAAAGAAUCAUGAGUUGAGUCCCAGGCAUGUCGCGCUUCCGGAGGAUCCCACAGCGGCGUCAUCAAUCGAUCACGCGCCGUUGGGAUGCGUUCGCAUGUGCAAGGCCAUGUCGAAGAUCUCCAACGCAAGUCCCGCAACUCAAUUCCACUGGACGACGUCCAGCCGAUACUCAACGAUCCAUUGCUCAUUCGUGCGGGACCUGCGCGUUGACAGCACCUCGGACACGAUGCUGAGCCUCGUCGACGAGACUCCCCAUCUGGAAGCGGGUCAGUGGGACAGUCAACUCAGCUGGUUCAUCACGGCCGUCGACCCUCGAACUGCGAAGGAAGGAGACGAACGUGUGAGCCGCCGGGAUGAGUACGCCUCAUUCGGCGAAAGUCUGUCUCUCAGCCCAAACAGCAAGGGCAAGAAGCGCAUCGUCAAAGUCCACCUUGGCGGAAAACUGACGGAGCUGACGGAGGGAAAACUGAGGAAGACGCUGGUGGCUGAUUGGUUGAGAGCCGCUGAGGAGUCUGUGGGGCCGCGUUUCCAAGACAAGGGCGUCACCUACCAGCUUUACGAUGGCUGGACCCAGAUCUAUCCCCUUCCGCGUGAUGAGUCUUCCACAGGGCAGGCGGGUGAUGAGGUCGUGUAG
This is a messenger RNA of Dioszegia hungarica, 2787 nucleotides long. RefSeq names its product putative serine esterase-domain-containing protein. The transcript has 15 exons. Lineage: Eukaryota; Fungi; Basidiomycota; Tremellomycetes; Tremellales; Bulleribasidiaceae. Bases 1 to 2787 code for a protein of 928 amino acids. The record is from RefSeq and is a predicted model, not a curated record.